AGUGGGACGGAGUGUGUGCAGACACUUAACCCGUACAAAGGACGUUUGGUAGGCAAAGAAUAGUGAGAUACCCUGAAAGCUUGUGGUGGUGGUGUAUUGUUGAAUGCGUUUAGUUGUUAUGCGAUGGUUUCGUUUGAGCUGUAAGAAAGAAAAGCGUUUUAUUUGACAGCAGCUGAUGCUGCUCCUGCAUCUCUGUGGCUGCAGCGCUAGCUAGUGUCAGGAGAUUAGCUGGACGUUCAUAGGAGCUAACACCGACGUCAGGUCAGAAACCAGGAAUCUCUGUGGGACCUUUGGGACAAAACUGCCAGUUUACAAUCAGAGGAGCUCCAAAGUGCAGUCUUUUUCCAGAAAACAAUGAAGGCGGCUCUAACUAAAGGAGACGGUUAGCGGGAGCGGUGUGUUGUAUGCUUUGCUCGCAGCCCACUGCCACGGCACCUCGUUGCAGUCCACGUCGAGUCCCAUCUGCUGUUUAAUAGGCCACGUCUCCGCGGGCGUAGUUCACCGAGAAGAUGCCGAGUGUGCGGAAGGGGACGGAGAGUAAAUACGCGUAGAAAUGUGAAAAGCCUUUAUCAUCUGUGACUGUGUGCGUGUAGCGUUUGUUUCCCACGGAAUGUCACGUACACAGAUGUGUUUAACAUCGGGAUAACACUCUCUGAGCUGCGGUAACGAUCUGUAGUGACGUUAGACUUUCAGUGUGUCCGUGUUUGAAAUGAUUGGGUUUGGUGCAAACCGACGGGGAGGCCGCAUGCCGUCCUUCAUCCUCGUCUUAUCGAUGGUCCUCAUCGGCGUGUUGGCUUUCAACUACUGGACGGUGUCCAACAGGCACGGCCGCCUGCUGGACGAGCUGGCGGAGAUACAGACGCAGGUGAAGCGCUCGGACGCGGCGCGAAGCCGCCUGGAGAAGCGCAACUCGGAGCUGAUAGUGCAGGUGGACACGCACAAGAAACAGAUCGACCAGAAGGAUGGAGACUACAGCGUGCUGGAGGGCAAGCUCCAGGCCAGAGAGGGGGCCAUCAAAAAGUGUUCCGAUGAGAAGAUGAAGUUACAAAGUGACGUCACAGCCCAACUCGCUGAGGCACAGAGACUUAGAGAGCAGCUGACGGAGCUGAAGCAAGAGUUCAUGAAGCAAGAAGAGCAGCUGAGAGAAGUGAAGAGAAAUGGCACUAAUCUGGAGAGAAAAUUGGAGUAUGAGAGUUUACAGUGCGGCCGUCAGAUUGCACAGCUUAAAGGAGAGUAUGAAGAAACAAAAAAAGCCCUGGAGAAAGAAGUGUCAAGGCUGAGACUGGCUGUGAAAGGCAGCCAUAACAAGGCGGGGGCAAGAAAGCAAGCAGAUGAAGCAGCUGGUGUGGAAGUGGCUGGAGAGCAUCACACAGUGGUCACUCACCGGCAUGACAGACAGUCAGAUUUAAAAGAAGAAAUGGGCAAACCUGGCAGUGAUGCUGGCAUGCCUGGAAUUGAAGACAGUGAGGUGGGAAAAAUGGACGAAGUGCAAUUUGCCUUGAAGAAGCCCGCCAUCACUCAGAAGCACAACGAGGCACCUGAUGUCGGAGCAGCAGCUGGUGCUGAUCCUGGACUGGAAGCAGCUGACAGUCCAGGGCAAGACCUGUUGCUGGACCAGCCCAGACUCCAGCAGGACCGGCUGGAGGUCAGAGCAGCGGGGCUCGCAUCCCCAGUCAUCAUCAAACAAGGAGACAAGCCAAUAGUAUUUGAAGAAGAUAACAAAGCAGAUAUCAAGGCAGACGAGCUGGGAGAACAGCAGAGACAAAUUCAAGUUGAUGAAAAACAUUUGAAGAGGAUUCCUCUGCCUCACGAUAACGCCCAGGUGCCCAAGCCCAUCCAGCCGCAAAUCCCUGCAGAGCAACUGCACCACCGCCAAAGCCGGUUCUUUGAUGAGAACGAGUCCCCAGUAGAUCCGCAACACGGCUCUAAGCUGGCGGACUACAAUGGGGACGAUGGGAACGUGGGUGAGUAUGAGGCCGACAAGCAGGCCGAGCUGGCCUACAAUGAGGAAGAGGAUGGUGAUGGUGGGGAGGAAGACGUUCAAGAUGAUGACGAUCGGGACAUUCAGGACAGAGACAGAGCUGUGGAUUAUGGGAAAAGACAUCAAAACAAUGACAUUUUGUGAAUGGAAGCUCACUCAGCUAUAGCCUAUUAAGAACUGUCCUCUGCCAUCGAGGUUGUCUCCUGAAAAAUUAGUUGGAGCAUCACUUUGUCCAAGCACUUACAGGGGGCUUUUUCAGUGACUAUUCUGGCAAACAGACAUUCAAACUAAUUCUGAAUAAUAUUUGUAGAAAUUAAACAGCAUUCUCCUGAGCUGCUAUAGAAUUGCUAAUGUAUUUUAAGUUAUGACAGUAGGGAUGAUGUACUGUUCGUCACUGCAUUUUGGUACUGGAUAACUUCUUCAGCUCUUCAUGGACUGGUCUCACAGAUUCCUCUCCGAACUUUUGGAACAAGUCGCCUUUUCUUUAGUUGCUUUUUCUUUUCCUUUUGCCUCAUAUAUAAAAAAAUCGCUUUCUGAGAUAUUUAUCAAACAAACUAAUCGGGGCUCUCUAAGAUGAAAUGCCUACAAAGAAGACUUAUUUUUUUCUUUUUUACUGGAGGGGAAGAUUCACUUGCCAAGGACUUUGUUUACGGCCUAACAAACCUCUUUGUUUUUGUGACAGAGACCCAGAAGUGCUCCUCGUUCUGUUUUUAAAUGCCACUGCAUGUGUCAGAAGGUUUUCUAUCCUCACACCUACUGCUUAAGCAAUACUUAGGAUGGCGUUAGGAACAAACAGACGUUACACAUGCUUCCACCAAUGAGGUCUCUUGAACUUUGAUGUAGUUGAAUUGUUAAUAUUUGUACCGAGGAAAUAUAAUUUCUCACCUUUUGGGGAAAUCUGUAAAAAAACAAAACAAAAAACAACAAAAUCAGUUGUUUGUGCAAACUGAAAAAAAGAUUUUUCACUGAAGGGCGCAUCGAAUGUAAUGUAAUUUUAUUAAAGCUGAUACUUCA
Girardinichthys multiradiatus is the source of this 2995-nucleotide messenger RNA. It is a transcript of the gene golm2, whose product is annotated as golgi membrane protein 2. The coding region runs from base 710 to 2125 and encodes 471 amino acids. The transcript has 10 exons. The record is from RefSeq and is a predicted model, not a curated record. NCBI's taxonomy places the organism in Eukaryota, Metazoa, Chordata, Actinopteri, Cyprinodontiformes, Goodeidae.